AUGGUCCCAUAUCCAUAUCAGGAAUACUACGGCUGUGCUUACGGCAACGAAGCCUACACAUGGUGCGAGGUCGAUCCGGGCUCAUGCCCUGAAGAAGCACGGGAUCCUCUCGGCAUUCGACCUGCGUGGGAUUAUUGCGUCAAUGACAACUUUGACAUCGAUUGGCAUCCAAAACACGUUGCAGACAAAGGUGUCCUGUCCGAACUGACAGGUUUGUACAUAGCUGCUGCAUUCAUCCUCGCUGCGGCCGCCCCGGCGAGCAUUACCCAUUUUGUGUCUCCAGCCCAACAACAUAGCAAGUGGAAAUCCCCCUUUUAA
Messenger RNA from Cladocopium goreaui, 318 nucleotides. The record is from the annotation of a GenBank genome assembly. Lineage: Eukaryota; Dinophyceae; Suessiales; Symbiodiniaceae.